CCUGACCCGGAAGUGUUUGUCCUUUCGGUAGCGGGGAAGCGGGCUGCAGAUCGCUGGGGCGUUCCGGCAGAGGCGCUGUACAGUCAGUAUGCAGCGGUUGCUCCUUCCGCCCCUGAAGGCCUUGAUGGGGAGCCGCAAUGUCGGGCUCCUGGGCCCUAGGGUGGCGUCCAGAACACAGUGUGGCGGCAGCUAUGGCAGCCGGUGUCCUCUGAGGCCAGGGCAGUACAGCACCAUCACUGAAGUGGCUUUGCAAGCUGGAAAAGGGACAGUGUCCCUUCCUUCGAGGGCAGCCGAGCGGGCAGUGGGCCGAUGGCUCCUGGUGUGCAGUGGAACCGUGGCUGGAGCGGUUAUUCUGGGAGGAGUGACCAGGUUGACGGAGUCUGGCCUCUCAAUGGUAGACUGGCAUUUAAUAAAGGAGAUGAAGCCACCCACAAGCCAGGAAGAAUGGGAAGCGGAGUUCCAAAAGUACCAGCAGUUUCCAGAAUUUAAAAUCCUGAAUCAUGACAUGACGCUGGCGGAGUUCAAGUUUAUCUGGUACAUGGAAUACUCACACCGGAUGUGGGGUCGAGCUGUGGGCCUUGCAUACAUCCUGCCUGCUGCCUACUUUUGGAGAAAGGGUUGGCUCAACCGCGGCAUGAAAGGACGUGUUCUCGCCCUCUGUGGCUUAGUCUGUUUCCAGGGUCUGUUGGGUUGGUAUAUGGUGAAAAGUGGAUUAGAAGAGAAGCCAGAGUCCUAUGACAUCCCUCGGGUCAGUCAGUACCGCCUCGCAGCGCACCUGGGAUCAGCACUGGUUCUCUACUGUGCCAGCCUGUGGACCUCCCUGUCACUACUACUGCCUCAGCACAAGUUACCAGAAACCCGACAGCUCCUGUGGCUGAGACGCUUUGCCGGUGGAACAGCGGGCCUGGUGUUCCUCACGGCCCUCUCAGGGGCUUUUGUGGCAGGCCUGGACGCGGGGCUCGUUUACAACUCCUUCCCCAAAAUGGGGGACUCUUGGAUCCCAGAGGACCUCCUGACUUUCUCUCCUGCCCUAAAGAACGUUUUCGAGAAUCCUACCAUGGUUCAGUUUGAUCACCGGCUUCUGGGAAUCGCGUCCGUCACCGCCAUCACAAUGCUCUAUUUCCUGUCCCGGAGAAUCCCCCUUCCUCGAAGAACCAAGUUGGCAGCAGCGACUCUGCUAGCUUUGGCAUAUGCACAGGUAGCCUUGGGCAUUAGCACCCUGCUUAUGUAUGUCCCGACUCCUCUGGCGGCCACACACCAGUCAGGCUCCUUGGCUCUGCUCAGUGGUGCCCUUUGGCUCAUGAAUGAACUCCGAAGAGUCCCAAAAUAAUUCUCAGAGGAUUAUCUCCUGGGACUGGAACUGCCUUGGGAAUGCAUCACCAAACAUAAGAACUUGGCCUUUUCUAAGACGGUUUCCAAAUUGGUCAAGUCAUUCCAGACUGUUUUGAGAUGGGCACUGGAUGGAGACUAUUACUAAGGUGUGCUUAUUCCAGAGGUUUCCUUUAACACUCUGUUGCAUGUGUGUUAACUAUAAACAAGCAUCUGCUGUGUGCUGCUUCGUAAGAGGCGGGCUGACUUCUUAGAUCGUGGUUUCUAUGUGCUGCAGACUCCUGUCCUCUAAUCAGGCUGCUGCUGACAGCAACAGACUCAAGGUCACGUGCCCCACUGGAGUUACUCGACCAAUUAGCUGUGACUGAAUGUUGGUUUAUUACCAAGGUCUAGGGUUGUCGUAUUUUCUGGUUUUUAUAAGCAGCUAGCUAGCUAGAUUUUUGAAGUAAAUAUUUUCUUUUAUGUA
Apodemus sylvaticus (European woodmouse) is the source of this 1795-nucleotide messenger RNA. It is a transcript of the gene Cox15, whose product is annotated as cytochrome c oxidase assembly protein COX15 homolog. NCBI's taxonomy places the organism in Eukaryota, Metazoa, Chordata, Mammalia, Rodentia, Muridae. Gene Ontology annotation, biological process: heme A biosynthetic process. The record is from RefSeq and is a predicted model, not a curated record. Gene Ontology annotation, molecular function: oxidoreductase activity, acting on NAD(P)H, heme protein as acceptor. Gene Ontology annotation, cellular component: mitochondrial inner membrane. The transcript is spliced from 9 exons. The coding region runs from base 89 to 1330 and encodes 413 amino acids.